Messenger RNA from Clupea harengus (Atlantic herring), 4301 nucleotides. Its product is annotated as FAM3 metabolism regulating signaling molecule D. The record is from RefSeq and is a predicted model, not a curated record. NCBI's taxonomy places the organism in Eukaryota, Metazoa, Chordata, Actinopteri, Clupeiformes, Clupeidae.
UGGGCAAACGAGGAAGUAAACAAUCAUGGCGACAACUUCAUACCAAGAGAGGUCGACAGUGAAACUCAUAACAUCAGUUUUGUUUUCUAGUGUGUAUGUGUUAGCUAUUUUCUUGAACGCCGUCGAUGCCAUACCGUCGUAUUACCACAGUCGUCAAGAAACUUUAAAUAGUCGACACCAAAGAGACAUUAGCCCUACCGAGGCAACUCAACAGGUCAGGCUUCAUCCCGGGGUGGUUGCAUCAGUGGUUAUCGUUACAUUAGCUGCGUUGGUGGCUGCAAUAUAUAUCAUUCGGAAGUACUGCUUCCCUCAAAAUGAUGCCAUAUACAGGUAUUCGACCCUGAGACAACUGGAGGAACAAAACACAGGUGUAUCUGAGGAAAACCGACUGUCUGAAGAAUCUGAUGAGGAUCUCUUGGAGUAGUUUAGUGAUCUCCACUACUGAUGCCUGCACUCCAUGUGAACUUCACUCCACCAAUGUAUUGGAUGUGUCCCAUUUGAACUGUUUGAUGAUUCAUAUAUAGGCCAGAUCUGUGUAUAUUUAUCAGCUGUCAUUUUGAAAGAUGCACACUGGUGCUAGUUUAGUGGCAAAAAAUGGUUUUCAUAGCACAAAUAAUGAUUAAGAACAAAUUGAGCAGCACCUGACUAUACAAAUAGAUCAUUCUUAAGUGGGAUGGUGUGAGGAUUUGUUGACCCUUAUAUGAUGAGCACAGGUGACUUUUCCAGUGUCCACCAGUAUUAACCUCUGUAGCUGCUGUGUCAGUGCAGACUGUAUUGAUUUAAAGAAAAAAUGUGAGGUGUGUGUUAGCGAACAUGACUCCAACUCAGAAUUUAGCAUAUGUCAUCUUGUGAGAUAUCUCAGGUCUGGUUUAUUUCUGAUAUAUGGUACCCUGUUUGCACUUAAAAGCGUGUGACAACCAUUUUCAUUUUAGGGCUUAUUGUUUUUGCUGGAUGUAAUUACUUUGGUUUUGCUCCCCACAUCCCUGUUUUGCAUGAAAUGUCCAUUUAUGUGUGGCAGAAUGGGAUGGGGAUUGGUUCUUGUUUGGGUUUCGUUGCUUUGGGUUUCAUCUGAAAGGGUUAGAUUAGACUUUUGUUCGAUCUUGUGUAUAACUGUUACUCCUGAGAAAAAUAGAUCAGUUUAUUUUUGUCCUGCUGAUGAAAAACAGUAAUCAUUGUUAUUCUUUCAGACACAACCUGUUUGAGUUGAGUUGAGAUUAUUUAUGAAGAGAUUACUUUUCAAACCAAAGAUAGUCUUGAAAUCAGGCAAAACUAUAUUUUUCAUUGUAUACCUCAAUCUGUGUAGACCAGACACAUCAUUUAAAAUUGCUCAGGGUAACUGUUAGGCUGUAGUAAACCAAACUAAAAAUGUAACGUUGUUGUAAUUAACUCAAAUUGAAUAUGGAUUGACUACCAUCAAUUGUUAAAAAAUAAAAAAUAAAUAAAUAACCUUUUUAAAGAACAGGAAGCAUUAGACAGAACUGGUACAUUAGUAUGUGAAUGUACUGAGUUGGUCUCAACACUUUAUAAUGAAAGAAUGUGAAAUUUUACAUUUUGUGCAAUACUGUGCAUCUCUCAUUAUCACAAUUCAUUGUAGUGACAUACAAAUAUUUGAACAGUAAUAACUGUUCAUAACUACUCACUAUGCAUUUUCUGUUUGUAUAUUUUUUUUGUGUGUGUAUGUAAAACGUGCCUUUGUUAAUCUUGGCUGAUAUCUGUUAGCCUAAUUGUUACCUUAUUUCCUCAUUUUAACUUUUUUUUAUAACUCCAAUAAGCUACACAGACAUGAAUAAAACAAAUCUCUUUUAAUGGAUGUUUUAUUUAAUUUUUUUAAAUGAGAACCUGGUUGUGGGAUUAUUUCAUCUGAGAACACCUGGCACAAGGUGUUUCAGCUGGUGGACAUUUAUUAUUUUUAAUUAUAUUUGUUGCCAAAUAUCUGAAACAACUUAUUAGUCCUCCAAAACUAUCGUUUUACAUGUCAGCCACCAGGGGGCAUUGCAACACUUCGGAACUAUACCUAACAGUGGUAUACAAGAUGUGUAGAGGAAGGGCUUAAUACAGAAAGGACUGGUUUGUUUUAGGGGAGGUUACUUUUGUGUAUAUCAUUGUUUGAGCACUCCUCAAUCAGCACAAUAAACUUCAGAACACCUGACCAACGCAACUAGGAAUGUCUUUCUUGAACUUAUGUUUCUGCAUAUUGUCUAGUGUGUAGUGGAUUCCCUCUGAUGACAUGAAGCUGCAAGAGUUGUUCUUUGUCACCGGGAUAUGUUUCAUCUUUAUCCUUACCUGGGGCCUGACCUCCGUGCAGAGACUAGGCGUACAGCUCACAGACCAGCAAGUAUUUUGGCAUACUCCUGCAGACAGCGUAAACCUAACCAGUAAGUGCACCGCAUUCAAAGACUGCCCCUCAAACCACUUCGCUUUCUACAUCAGCAGUGGAGCGGCUGAUGUGGUGGGGCCAAAGAUCUGCUUUGAAGGCAAAGUCAUCAUGAGUGGAGUAAAGAACAAUGUGGGCCGAGGUUUAAACAUUGUGUUGUUGGAUGGUGAAACCGGGAACAUUGUGAGAAGUAGCUACUUCAAAGGAUCAGAUGAUUGGCUGGACUUUCUGAGAAGCAUUCAGCCCGGACACAUCACACUUGUUGCUUCAUUUGAUGAUCCAGCAUCCAUACUGACAGAUGAAGCUCGUGAGAUCUUUAGGGGACUGGGAAGCUCCGUUAUUCAAACACUAGGAACUCGUGACGGCUGGGUCUUUGCAAGUCAGAAGGGUUCGAAAGAAAGCCCAUUUGAAAAGCACAUUUCAAAUGAUGAGAAGACCAACAGAUAUGAGAGAUGGCCGGAGAUUAUAGAUGUGUCAGGGUGCUUUCACAAGAGGAUCUAAUGGAACAUCCCUUUAGUGACAUCAUCAUCUAUUUUACCCUCCAGCCUUCAAACAGAAUUACUCUGGAAUGGAUUUUUUUUUUUAUAAAGAUUGUAAAAUGACAAGCCAAAAUAAAUGUUUUUCACAAUGUGCUCCUGAAUGUGAAUAUGAGCAGCAUGAUAUUUGUCAGCAGUCUUAUUAUGUAAUAUAAUAAUUUUAGUAAUAAUUCUAAAUGCUUAUAGCUAAUAACUCAAUAGAAUCAUUACUCUGGUUAUUAGGCACAUGAGACAAUGUCAAACCGUUUUAGACACUAACAAACAAUUCUAAACGAUUUCUAAACGAGCUGUGGCUAAUAGUUUCCAUGUUAUGUGAUAAUUUGGCAUUAUCCACUAGGUUAAGAGAACUACUUCUAUGCCACUUGCCUCUUGUUGACUAGCUUGUGCUAUAUUGCUCUUUCCUCUUCUUUAACUUCACUAUCCUGAUCAUUGCUGUUAAUCAUCAGGUUGCAUGCAUGCCCCAUGUGUUGUGUAAUAUCCUCAUUCUGGUCCUGAAAGAAGCACGCAGAGACACUUUGGGGUGUUUCACUGUCAUGGUCUGGGGUCUGCCUACCUCCUGCCUCCUCCCUCUGUCUCUCUCUCUCUUCUUCUCUCUCUCUCUCUCUUCUUCUCUCCCUCUCUACUGUGAUUCGGAGGGGCAGAGGGGUUGCCUUUAAUCUCAGGGCUGCAACUCUGAGACUCUAAUCCCACCCUGGCAGCAGCCAAGCUAGAGUGGCCUGGGGAGAUAUGGGAGUCACCCAUGGGAAAAAAGUAAGAGCCUUUCCUUACUUGUGUGGCAGUUGUGUGUGUGGUAAUGGCAAGCCGUGGCUGAGCUUCUGGGGAUCGUACCAGGGAGAAGUUUGCCGGGCAGAGAGGGGGUCAAACGGGUGUCUUGUGAGGUAUGCGGCUGUAGCUGUUUGUCAGGUGUAUGUAGUCUGGUUGGCCAACUGGUCAACCCAAAAUGUGGAAUGUACAUUUUUAAUGUAGUGUAAGAUUUGUCAUUGUGGUGUGUCCAGAGAGAAGUGUAUAUGAAGAUAAAUAGACAAUAUAUACUUACCACAGAUAUCAUAAAAAAAUGACAGGAAAUAUGAAAGGCCAUACAUAAUUAAUUUUAAGUUAGUUCCUGGCUCUGUAUUCUUGUGUUGACGUGGGCUACACACAAACUGCAUGAAACAGAACAAAAAGAUCUGUACAACACAAUCAAGUUCUCCCAUUACUGUGAUAUGAGAGAUUGAAUUACCCUUACGGAUCUUUUCAAAGUUCAGUAAGAUCCAGUUUGUUUGAAAACCAUGUACUGUACUUUCAUUGCACAAUGAAAUGUAUGAAAUAUGUAUAUUAUGUUAUACCUGUGCAAGUUUUUGCAAUGUUUUGUAGUUGUUUAGAUUGUAUUAAAUUGUUUUAUUAAAACUGGA